Molecule: messenger RNA, 1207 nt
Organism: Astyanax mexicanus (Mexican tetra)
Lineage: Eukaryota; Metazoa; Chordata; Actinopteri; Characiformes; Acestrorhamphidae
Gene: exosc2
Product: exosome component 2
Exons: 9
Coding region: 67-954 (295 amino acids)
Biological process (GO): U4 snRNA 3'-end processing; TRAMP-dependent tRNA surveillance pathway; nuclear polyadenylation-dependent rRNA catabolic process
Cellular component (GO): cytoplasmic exosome (RNase complex); nuclear exosome (RNase complex)
Molecular function (GO): RNA binding
Source: RefSeq, a predicted model, not a curated record
GUAGAUGUUGGUGUUUCAGAGAAGAAGAGCUCAGCCAUUUUAGAAAACACAGCUCUGUGGGACAGCAUGGCUGUGGAUAUGAGAUUACCCACUGCCCGAAAACUCAUCUCCCUGCCCGGCUCUCUGUCUAACGCUGAGGGUAAACACCUGGUGGUCCCGGGAGAUGUGAUCACAUCUGAUACAGGGUUUAUGAGGGGUCAUGGAACCUACAUGGAUGAUGAGAAGCUCACAGCCUCAGUGGCUGGGGAGGUUGAACGUGUCAACAAGCUGAUCUGUGUGAAGCCACUGAAGACACGGUUCAAUGGUGAAGUUGGUGAUGUGGUGGUUGGCAGGAUAACAGAGGUUCAGCAGAAACGUUGGAAAGUGGAGACCAACUCUCGGUUGGACUCUGUAUUGCUUCUGUCCUCAGUAAAUCUUCCAGGAGGAGAGUUGAGGAGGCGAUCAGCAGAAGAUGAGCUCACCAUGAGAGAUUAUCUUCAAGAAGGGGACCUCAUCAGUGCAGAGGUACAGUCCGUCUUUUCAGAUGGAGCUCUUUCGCUUCACACCCGCAGCUUGAAGUAUGGCAAGUUGGGACAGGGUGUACUGGUGCAAGUAUCACCAUCUCUUGUGAAGAGACAGAAAACCCAUUUCCACAAUCUGCCCUGUGGAGCUUCCAUAAUCCUGGGGAACAAUGGCUUCCUUUGGCUGUACCCUACACCAGGGCAUCAAGAUGAAGAGGCAGGAGGAUACUACACAAGCCUGGAGCCUGUUGCUCUAUCAGAUCGCGAGGUCAUUUCGAGACUGAGGAACUGUUUGCUGGCCCUGGCAGCUCACAAAGUGCUUCUGUAUGAUACCAGCGUUCUCUAUUGCUAUGAAUCCUCCCUCUCCCAUCAGAUCAAGGAUAUCUUGAAACCAGAGACUAUGGAUGAAAUUGUGAUGGAGACACGACAGCGACUUCUUGAUCAGGAGGGUUAAAGUGCUGGUUGAAAGCUAUAUAAACACGAGCACAGGGAGCAGCUGAUUUGAGGCAGAUAAUGGUCAUCAAAUUCCAGGAGAUCCACAGUCCUGCAGCAUUCACACAUUACUUUUUUUUUUUUUACAGACUGUUAAAGGCCCAGAAACUAAGGAAAUAUUUAAUAUGUUAAUUUGUGUAAAAUGUUUUGAUACUGUUUAAACAUUUUGUAUGAAAAGCUUUGAUCUUUGUUUAAUAAAAAGUGCAGUGGUUUUA